Molecule: messenger RNA, 1083 nt
Organism: Moneuplotes crassus
Lineage: Eukaryota; Ciliophora; Spirotrichea; Euplotida; Euplotidae
Source: the annotation of a GenBank genome assembly
UCAAUAGACAGCUUAAGCCUAUUUUCCGAGAAAGAGUUUGCCUUUAUGGAAACACCAGACGCAGAGGAUAACGAGCCUAUCUUCCCCCUUCUCUCUGCGGGGGAUGAGGUACUCUUUGACUCAGGAAUGGAUUUGAUUGACGAUUUCUGUGGCAAACUUGAGGUACCAGAGGACAGCCAAUUAUCUCCAAAAUCAAACCAAGGAGUCUGCUUGACAGAAGAAGAGGAUGAACUUGUAUUUAGAUUCGCCUUGUCCUCAUCCAGUGAAGAAAAAGUAGAAAGAAAGAUAGUUUGUGAGAUAAUUGGGUCAGAUCAAAGCAUAUCUACUCCAGAAAUUUCUAGUAUUUCGGAAAACGAGAAGGCUAAGACCAAGACUCUAUCAGAUCUCCCAGAGGAUGACAUCAAAGUUGACAGCUCUUCAGAAGGGAAAGGAACCAAAACGAAAAUUCAAGUUAUCAAUUCUCACAAUCUUAAACGCCACGAUGUUGUUCUUAAAAGUAUUUUGAGAAAGAUGAAGAGAGAUUUCUUCCAGCAGUUUCUAGAUGCCACUAAUUACCAGAAAAAGGAGAAACAUUCAAAAGUGAGGAUGGCUAAUCUAGUAAAGGGAGCUAACAAAAUGGUUGGCCAGAUGGAAUUACCGAUCCUUGCUAAUAACUAUUGCUUUUAUUACUUGGCAGUCACCUGUCCAGGAGAAUUGAGAAAGGCACUCAACCACACAGAUGUAGCCCCAGCCCAUCAAGCUAUGCUUACCAAGGCUUAUAAGGUUAUCAAUCUUAUUGAUAGUGUCAUGAACAGAUUUUCUAAGAGAAUCUUUAAUCAAUUUAUGGAGAUUCCUGAGAUCUCAGCUCUUGUACACCACUAUCUCCUCAGCCAAAACUAUCUUGAAGACUGUGAGGGUUUCGCCCCAUGCAUAAGUAUUUUAGACGCUAAAUCUAAAGAAGUCAUGAACAGAUAUUCCAACAAUCAAGACUCUUUUGAGUCCAAUCAGUAUUGGAUUAAAGAGAGUUUUGAAAUUUUUAGAUCUUAACUCUGGGUAUAAGAUUUUCUAAUAAUUAAUAUAAUAAUUCGGUCCUAAUAUUCUUCC